AGUACGCUCCGAGCUCCCAAUCCGAACGUCCUGCUUUCGCUGUACUUGAAAAAACCUUGUCCUUUGACUCUCACAAAAAAAAAAAAGCUCUGCUUUGUCUGCACCAAAUCUCCGUCGAGAAAUUAUUGGUUAAAAAAAUGCGAAAGCGGCCUCAAAGUUCAUCAAUUUUACCUGAUACAUCAGCCAAUAAAUCAAGUGAUACCCCUGAAACUGAUGAAGAAGCCAAAUCGAGUCGCUCUAUUCAGAUAAAAACUCCAAGGAGGUCAGGAUUCACGUUGCUGACAUUGCUUGGGGUCAUUGUAUAUGCUUCUUGGGCUGUUUACCAAUACCAGUAUGGGAGUUUGCCUGUGCCGCUUACUGCUGAGCAAGCAGGCAAAAGGGGCUUCUCAGAGGUUCAGGCAAUGAAGCAUGUUCAGGAACUGACUAAAUUAGGCCCACAUCCUAUUGGUUCUGAUGCUAUUGAACUUGCUCUGCAGUAUGUUUUGGCAGCGUCGGAAAAUAUUAAAAAAACAGCUCACUGGGAGGUUGAUGUUGAAGUGGACUUUUUCCAUGUUAAUAUUGGUGCAACUCGUCUCGGCAGUGGCAUGUUUAUGGACAGAACGAUUGUCUAUUCUGAUCUGAAUCACAUUGUGUUGAGAAUCUUGCCGAAAUAUGCACCUGAAGCAGGAGAAAAUGCUAUUUUGGUUUCUUCCCACAUUGAUACAGUUUUCUCAACGGAAGGGGCUGGUGAUUGUAGCUCAUGUGUUGCUGUUAUGUUGGAACUUGCUCGGGGGAUUUCUCAGUGGGCUCAUGGAUUUAAGAAUGCUGUGAUAUUUUUGUUUAACACUGGAGAGGAGGAGGGUCUAAGUGGUGCUCAUAGCUUUAUAACACAGCAUCCUUGGAGUUCUACCAUUCGUAUGGCUAUUGAUUUGGAAGCCAUGGGUAUUGGAGGAAAGUCUUCCAUUUUCCAGGCUGGUCCUCAUCCAUUGGCUAUUGAGACGUUUGCUUCAGUUGCAAAAUACCCAUCUGGUAAUAUCAUAUGGCAGGACCUUUAUGCUUCUGGAAUCAUAAAAUCUGCAACAGAUUUCCAAGUGUACAGAGAGGUUGCUGGUCUUUCGGGGCUUGACUUUGCGUACACAGACCAUGGUGCAGUAUAUCACACCAAGAAUGACAAAUUGGAGCUAUUAAAACCAGGAUCUCUUCAACAUCUUGGAGAAAACAUGCUUGCUUUCCUGCUUCAGAUUGCAAAAUCCUCUCAUCUUUCAAAAGCCAAUGCAAUGGUUGAAGACAUACAAUCUAGCCAUGAUACUGCCGUAUAUUAUGACAUUUUGGGGCAAUAUAUGGUUACAUACCGCCAGCGGUUUGCAAACAUGCUUCUAAGUUCAGUGAUAAUUCAGUCACUUAUGAUAUGGGUUACAUCUUUGCUUAUGGGUGGUUCUACAGCUGCUGUUUCUUUGGCCCUUUCAUGUUUGAGCAUUAUCCUCAUGUGGAUAUUUUCAUUAAGUUUCUCUGCUCUUUCUGCAUCAAUUCUACCUCUGAUAUCUUCGUCACCGUUGCCAUAUCUUUCAAUCCCAUGGUUGGUUGUGGGGUUAUUUGCUGCACCUGCUUUUCUCGGGGCUUUAACUGGUCAGCAUUUGGGCUAUCUUGUUUUGCAAAGAUAUUUAUCAGAUGUUUAUGCCAAGAGAAAACAGCUGUCACCUGCUAUCCAAGCUGAUCUGGUCAAGUUAGAGGCUGAAAGAUGGCUCUUUAAAGCUGGUUCUCUGCAGUGGCUAGUUCUCUUGAUUAUAGGAACUUACUAUAAAGUUGGAUCAUCUUACAUUGCUCUUGUUUGGCUUGUUCCACCAGCAUUUGCAUAUGGCUUGUUGGAAGCAACAUUAACCCCAGGACGGUUGCCGAAGCCUCUCAAACUUGCAACCCUGUGGAUGGGAUUGGCCAUUCCGAUUUUAGUUUCAGCGGGUCCAUUCAUUAAAUUAGUUAUCACAAUGAUUGGACUUAGUGUACGAUUUGUCAGACAUCCAGGCGGUUCUCCUGAGUGGCUGCCUAGUGUGGCACUUUCCGUUUUUAUCGCAAUUGUUAUAUGCCUAACUCUGGUGUAUCUCCUUUCGUAUGUUCAUCUCUCAGGUGCAAAAACAUCUAUGGUCCUUGCGACUUGUAUUCUGUUUGCUCUGUCACUUGCUGUGGUAUUUUCUGGUAUAACUCCGCCAUUCACCGAGGAAACUGCCAGAGUUGUGAAUGUGGUCCAUGUUGUGGAUACAACAGGAAGAUUUGGAGAAAAGCCCAGCUCUUACAUAUCUCUGUUUUCCUUCACUCCUGGAGUGUUUACUGCGGAAGUUGAGGAAAUUAGAGAGGGGUUUGUAUGUAGUAGACACAAGGCCAUUGAUUAUGUUACUUUUUCGGUCUCUUAUGGCUGUUUGACCUUCGAUGAAACCGAAGAGGGAUGGGAUGAAUCUGAUAUUCCCACACUGAAAGUUGUUGAAGAUGCAAAUGGAGAUAAGAGAAUCACACGAGUGGCAAUCGAUACAAAGAGGUCCAUUCGCUGGUUUCUUUCAAUCAACACCAGGGAAAUAGAAGAUUUCACGUUUAAAGUGGAUUCGGAGGAGUUAGUUCCAGCGGAUGGUAAGCGUGGCAUAGAUGGAUGGCAUACCAUUCAAGCAUCAGGAGGGAAGAAUGCACCAACAAAGUUCGAACUCACACUCUUCUGGAUUCAAAAUUCGACACUGAAUUCACACGAGAUGUUGCAGUCGGAACGACCACUCUUGAAUCUCAGAACCGAUCUUCCCGGAGUUAUGACACCAAAGGCUGAAGCAGUCCUUCAGAAGCUUCCGCCGUGGUUUACGUUGUUUGGGAAGUCCACAUCUCCUCACACACACUCGUUUUUGAGUAGUCUUCCUGUUAAUUUUUAGAAUACCUGCAUAUUCAGAUGUUGGACUUGGACCCAUUAGCACUCUUGGUACUGCAAAAACUUGUACACGAGUAGGCAACCUAGCGUCAUUUUCUAUUUAAAUCUAUAUGUAUAUGUAUGAUGUAUAGGUUCCCAGCUAAAACUAAUUGCGUUGAAAUAAUUAAUAUAUUUAUCAUUUUAUCA
Messenger RNA from Hibiscus syriacus, 3064 nucleotides. Its product is annotated as endoplasmic reticulum metallopeptidase 1-like. Gene Ontology annotation, molecular function: metalloexopeptidase activity. NCBI's taxonomy places the organism in Eukaryota, Viridiplantae, Streptophyta, Magnoliopsida, Malvales, Malvaceae. Gene Ontology annotation, biological process: proteolysis. The record is from RefSeq and is a predicted model, not a curated record. The transcript is spliced from 14 exons. Bases 138 to 2882 code for a protein of 914 amino acids.